Messenger RNA from Neoarius graeffei (lesser salmon catfish), 2581 nucleotides. RefSeq names its product asparaginyl-tRNA synthetase 2, mitochondrial (gene nars2). Gene Ontology annotation, molecular function: ATP binding; asparagine-tRNA ligase activity; nucleic acid binding. Bases 241 to 1686 code for a protein of 481 amino acids. The transcript has 14 exons. Gene Ontology annotation, cellular component: mitochondrion. Gene Ontology annotation, biological process: asparaginyl-tRNA aminoacylation. Lineage: Eukaryota; Metazoa; Chordata; Actinopteri; Siluriformes; Ariidae. The record is from RefSeq and is a predicted model, not a curated record.
GACCAGGAAGUUGAUUAGAUUUCAGGAAGCGCGUUUGGACUGGAGUAACGUUGAGUAGAAUAUUUCAUAUGUACAAAUCUGAGUUCUGUUUAUUGUAUUGCUGUGAGAGUAGUGAUUUUGUUUACAUGCUUAAUCGGUGCUCGUAUAUUUAUUAAAUGACGUGAAUAACAGGAGUCGUAUUGAAAGUGUAAAGGAGAGUCGCAAGCUCCGCCCCCUCGCUUGGCCACUGCAGUUACAGGAAUGUUGUUGGGGAAAUCUCUGGUCCCAUCCCGGCUCUGUGCCUGUGCCCUUUGGAGUAAACAACUCUACUGCAGCUCAGCCAAGAGAGUUAGGGUACAUGAUAUCCUCAACAGCCUGGAGACAGGCUCAACCAUCAGAAUACAGGGUUGGGUACGCUCUGUCCGAUCACAGAAGCACAAUCUCUUUCUUCAUGUCAGCGAUGGAAGCUCUUUGCAACCUCUGCAAGUGGUCGCCAGCUCAGACCUCAACACCAGAGACCUCACCUUUGGUUGUGCUGUUGAUAUCAGUGGUCGGUUGGAAAAGAGCCCUAGUAAAAAACAGAAUGUGGAAUUACAAGCCAGUCACAUUAAAGUGGUUGGAGAAUGUAAUCCUGUGGACUUUCCAUUUAAGAUCAAGGGCCACCAUUCACUGGAGUACAUCCGACAGUUUCCUCAUCUGAGAUGCCGAACGAACGCCUUCAGUUCAUUGCUCAGAAUACGCAGCCAAGCCACUGCUGCCAUUCACUCUUAUUUCAGGGAUAACAACUUUGUGCAAAUUCACACACCGGUGAUUACGUCAAAUGACUGCGAAGGAGCAGGAGAACUCUUUCAGGUGGAACCUGCAGGUAAUGAAUGGAACUCGGAUAAAGAAAAUCCCCGUUUUUUCUCUGUGCCUGCAUACCUAACUGUCUCAGGCCAGCUGCAUUUGGAAGUGAUGGCAGGGGCUUUUCCUGCUGUUUACACAUUUGGCCCAACGUUUCGUGCAGAGAAUUCCCAGACCAGGAGACACUUGGCUGAGUUUUACAUGGUUGAGGCAGAAAUCGCUUUCACUGAGUCACUGAAGGACCUCAUGGAGGUUAUGGAGUGUCUGUUCAAGACAACCACAGAGAAUCUGCUCUCUUCCUGUGCAGAGGAUGUGGACUUAUUUCACAAAUAUGUCUCGCCAGGAUAUAUGGAACAAGUGGACCUCAUGAUGAAAAGAAACUUUAAUGUCAUUUCCUACACAGAGGCGAUUGAUAUUCUAAAGCACAGCUCAGAGCCGUUUGCCUUCAAACCAGAGUGGGGCUGUGAUCUUCAAACAGAGCAUGAGAAGUACAUAGUGCAGCAUUGUGGGAAUGUCCCAGUCUUCGUGACGGAUUAUCCGUAUGAGCUAAAACCUUUCUACGCCAGAGACAAUCAAGAGCAGCCUCAGCGCACAGCAGCUGCAGUAGAUCUCUUGGUGCCUGGUGUAGGGGAGCUGUGUGGCGGUUCUCUCAGAGAGGAAAGACUAGAAGUUCUCAGGACUCGGCUAUCGCAGGCUGGAUUAAACGACACAUAUGCAUGGUAUCUUCAGCUGAGAGAGUUUGGUUCAGUGCCUCAUGGUGGUUUUGGGAUGGGCUUUGAGAGGUACCUGCAGUGUGUUUUAGGAAUCGACAACAUCAAGGACACUAUUCCUUUCGCAAGGUUUUCACACUCCUGUGUACUUUGAAGAAGCCUCGUGUAAAAUGAUAUAAUAAACUGAUAAAAAGGGCGUGGCAUUGUUUUAUAUGUUUUAGCAGGGUGACUGUGUUUGAAGAAUGGUCGUGGUAAUGCACAGAAACAUGGCAAGAGACGGUCAAUUAUUAAGAAUUGUGGUUGUUUAUUUUCAUGAGAAUUCCUUGAAAAAUGCUUACUCAAUACUAUAAAUGCUUUCUGCUGUAAAAUAAAUGGUCAGGAAAAAUAGAAAGUAGAAAACAUGGGAAAGUGAGUGAGUCAAGAUCUUGAUCCCAGAGCCUCUUUCGUAAGUCAACAGUGUGCAAUUGACAUGCAAAGCACUUGCAAAUGUUUACAGAUCAUCUUGCUGUGCCAGGCUUGAGCCUCAAUGAUUUGUAAGUGUUGUAGCUAAAAGGCUUUCUGACAGUUCAUUUGAAUCGGGAAUCGAGCCCAUACAUUUUCUGUUCAGCUUUGAACAUAUUUAUUAUCGUUACAUUUUAAUGUUUUGAUUUCUGUUUUGCAGCUAUUAUUUUAGUGCAAUUUUUUUUUGUGUGUGUAUAAAGGUAUUGGAUUCUCGCAGAGGGCUAGACCCCCCACUGUAACCCUAGCUAUGUAAUAUGUGAGAGGCUGAGGGCUACGGAAACAGAGGUCGGCGCCACAUGGCGUGGGAAGGACUUUGAUUUGAUUGGAUUGGAUUUAUAAGAGAGCGUAUCAGUUUUAUCAUAGGAAGGAGUGAAACGACAAAAAUUAAUUUGCAGCGUACUGUUGGCUCUGUGGUCAGAAAUUACUUACUUAGCCUAGCUCAAUAGCAUCAGGUAGUCGGGUUCAACUCGUAUGUUUUUUUUAUUUUUUUUUUAUUACCAAACUACAAUAGCAUAUAGCGUAUAAAAAAUAAAUCCAGAUUAACACCA